AUGUUCUUGAAUUUAUACAGUAUUUAUACCUUAGUAAUUAUUUUAAUCAAUAUUAUAAAGCAUACAUCUAAUUCACCGUUACAUUCAAGAAAUAAUGUGAAUUCAAUUGAUCAUUUUAAAUUUGACAAUAUAAAUAAUGAUGAUUUAUUAGUACAUGAUAUAUUACCUUACAUUCCAACAUCGGUUGAGCCGUCGUCGUCAUCAUCGUCAUCAUCAUCAUCAUCUAUUUCAUCAAUACCAGAAGAAGAAGAAAUAUUACGUUUACAAUUAGCAUUAGCUUUCCAAGUUGAUUCAGAAGUGAAUAAAGCAAAACAUUUAGAGAAUGCUGCUAGUGAAUCAAUUCAACAAGCUGAUUUAUUAAAUAAAGCAGCUGAUGAAGCUAAAUAUCGUGCUCAAGUUGUUGGAGAAAUGUUGAACUCAUUAAAACAAUCAUGGAAUAAUAAUAAUAAUAAUAAUAUCAUUGAUAAUUUUUCAAAUGAUGAUAACAUUCAUGAGAAGAGAGCACUUAUAAAAGUGCCGAAAAUAAAUCAAGACUAUUUACUUGAUGAAGAAGUAGGCGGUCAAAUCAUUACUGAUUAUAAUGAUAAUAGAGAAAAACGUAACCAAGAACAUCGUGAACAUCAUCAUCAGCAGCAGCAGGAGCAUCAGCUUUAUUAUAAUAUGAAGAAAAAGAGAAAUCUUUUCCCUGUACCUGAUUCACAUAAUAAAUUACAUGUUCAACACUUAUAUGAUUACCCUCUUUAUGGUGAUGGUGAUGGUGAUGACGACGACAAAAUUAUAAUACUAAAUGAUUCUGGACGAAAUAUUAAAAAAAAAUUAACUUUAGAAAAGAUACGUUUAUUAAUUUUAAGACAAUUAAUAAAACAACAAAGGGAAUCAGAAGAAAAAGAAAAAAAAGAUCAUGAACAUCAUCUUCGUCAUUAUGAUCGUUCACAUGAUAACAAUAAUUAUGAUUAUCUACAACUUGAUAAAAAUGUUAUCCCAUUACAUAUUAUUGAUCAAUAUCCAAAUCUUUAUAAUGAUUUACAAACAUGGAAAGAAUUACAUAAUCAACAUGACAAUGAUCAUAUUGAUAAUAAUGAGAUCAAUAUCGAUAUAAAUAAUGAUAAUGAUAAUAAUGAUGAAAAGGAUCAUUAUGGAAUAAAAUAUCAUUUAUGGAAAGGAUCUCAUUUAAAUUCAUUAGAUAAUGAUGAUUCAAUAAUAUUUAAAUAA
Molecule: messenger RNA, 1212 nt
Organism: Schistosoma spindalis
Lineage: Eukaryota; Metazoa; Platyhelminthes; Trematoda; Strigeidida; Schistosomatidae
Source: the annotation of a GenBank genome assembly